Messenger RNA from Paraglomus brasilianum, 1251 nucleotides. Lineage: Eukaryota; Fungi; Glomeromycota; Glomeromycetes; Paraglomerales; Paraglomeraceae. The record is from the annotation of a GenBank genome assembly.
AUGACUAAACUAUCAAAGUGGCUCAAAGGAAAUCUCAAGGAUAACGUUAAGGAAACAUUUGAAGCGACUAUCGAACAUCUGCUUAAGUUAAAACCUCCCGUAAAAAAAGGCAAUAAAAGACAGGCCUUGAUGUCUUCAUUACAAGCUUUGAUGAAAAAUGACGAAUCCGUACGUGAAGAAUACGAAUCUCUAAAUGCGUGGGUUAACGUUAAUAAUUCUGAGAAAGAGAAGAAGGAGAAAAAUUUAAAGGUUAUUGAUAAAGAACACCAAGCUAUGUUCAAAAAAGCUCGUGUUGUUCAGUACAAUAUCUCUUAUGGAGCAGGUUCCACAAAUUCAAACAAUAUCGCAAGUGAACAUGAAGUUUCUACAGACAUUAAAGAAGCUCAGGAAAUAAAUCCACUAAAUGGACAGAAAGUAAAAGAAGAGAAGGAGGACGACUUAUUAUCACGAAUUCCGCAUAAGUUUUCAUUCUCGGCAUCCAAACAAGGUUCUUAUGUGGAACCAAUUUUAGAGCAUGUCGAGAAAGCGCUUUUCAGAUUUGUUGUAAAGAAUCGGGACUACAUUCCUUCUGACACAGUAAAAGAAUUCGCACUUAAAUGCAACCCCCCGCGAAAUAUUGAUUUUUCGGAUGCAGACAUAUUGUGUCUUUUAAACUUCAUUACGAAACAUAUUUCCUUGUUUAUGAUUCCGCAUUCCGACCAAACGCUGUUUUAUGGCGAAUAUAAAUUAAAACCUUUAGAUGUUCUUCAAUCUUUUAAAAUUGAGGCGAGGAACCACCAUGCGCACGGUAUAACAAAAUCCAAAGGAAAAUGGAACGAUGAAAAAUUACAAAGGCUCUCAACCUUAGCAUUAGAGUUGGUCGAUUGUCUUGGUGAUGAGGAUGCAUUUGAGUCGUUGUUGGUGAUAAAACGGAAUCUGAGUUCUGAACUCACGGAACAAUAUGUUUUACCAAUGAAGAGAAGACACGAAAACAAUGAGGAUGAAAUCCAAGAGAGAAAGAGACACAUGGCCGAUGAAGAACUCGGAGAGUUAAUUGAUUUCGCUCUAAACAUAGUAAAUAAACUUGAGCCAGAAAAUAAAGAACAUUUAAACCAAAUUGUGCGACUUGCAGUAGAUAAAAACGAAGCAUUUAUAAAUAUUUGGCGAGCUUUAGUUACCUCAAAAGAUGAAAGUGCGAAAAUUCGAAAGUUCAUUUCUUUAAUGAAUAUCCGCUUUAAUAUGAAUCUAAAGAACAAGAUUGGAACAAUUUAA